AGUUUGACCUUUGGGGGAUCGACACGCUGUUGUGUAUUGCUAUGGUGGCUGGACCACGUGAAUCCAACUAGCUCGGUGAUGGAUCAUAUCUGAACUUCUGCCUAACAAAUCUGUCACUUUUAAACCUUUAAUUAUUGGAGGUUUUAAUUAAUUUUAGAGUGAAAUGGGGAAACCGGAGAAGAAAAGGAGUGUGUGUGAUAAAGUGCGCAAGAGUAGCGCACAUGCUCAGAUUAAGACGAAUCCGUUUGAGGUGAAGAUUAACAAGAAGAAGUUUGAUGUUUUGGGCCGAAAGAGUAAACACGAUGUGGGACUGCCAGGCGUGUCUCGCUCUAAAGCUCAUAACAAGCGUAAACAGACUCUUCUGAAGGAGUUCAGAAUGAAAAACAAAGCCAACUCCUUUAUUGAUCGGCGUUUUGGAGAGUACGACGCCAAGAUGGCACCCGAGGACAAAAUUCUGAAAAGAUUCGCCAUGGAGAGACAGCAUACGCAGAUGAAGAAGGACAUGUUUAACCUGAAUGAUGAAGAGGAAUUAACACAUUAUGGGCAGUCCUUGGCUGAGAUGGAGAAGUUUACAGAUGGAGUGGACAGUGAGAGCGACUCGGAGGAGAAAGGCCUGCUCUCCGCUGAAAUCACGGCGUCACACUUUGGAGGAGGCGGAGGGCUUCUACGGAAGAAAAGCAGUGAAGAAGCGGAGGCAAAAAGCAAAACACGCCAGGAGCUCAUUGAGGAGCUCAUCCUCAAAUCCAAACAGGAGAAGCGAGAACGUCAGACUCAAAAAGAAGAGACACACGAGCUGAUAGAGAAGCUGGACCAGGAGUGGAAGUCUAUCCAGAACCUUAUAUCACGUAAAACUCCCAGAGAGCGGGAGGAGGAGAAGGACAAGCCGAAGCUGGAUGAAUAUGACAUGAUGGUACGGGAGUUGGGAUUCGAGAUAAAAGCUCAGCCAUCUGAAAAACUCAAAACACCGGAGGAGAUCGCCAGAGAGGAAAGAGAGAGACUGCAGAAGCUUGAGGCAGACAGACUGAGGAGGAUGGAGGGGCAGGUGGAUGAAAACCCCAGACCCACACACAUGUCAGCUGAUGACCUCAACGAUGGAUUCAUCCUUGACAAGGACGACCGCAAAACACUCUCUUACCAGGAUGGGAAGUGGAACAUUGAGGAAGAGGAAGGUGAUGGAGGAGAUGAUGAUGGUGAUGAAGGGGAGGAUGAUGAUGGUGAUGAAGAGGAGGAUGGUGAUGAAGGGGAAGAUGAUAGUGAUGGUGGUGAUGAGGAAGAUGAUGAUGAUCACUCUGAUUUGGAAGAUGACGAAGAUGAGGAUGGAGAGGACGAUGGAGAAAAAGAGGAGGAGUCUGCUGCUGAAAUCAGGCACAUGCUGAGCGUCGAAGAAAGAAAAGAGAUUCAGGACACGGCCCGUGCAGAGCUGCCCUACACCUUCAAAGCUCCUGAGUGUUACAUGGAUUUGAAGGCGAUGCUGCAGGGUUACUCGGCUGAUGAACAGUGUGUCAUCAUAGAGAGAAUGAAGAAAUGUAAUCACCCAAGUCUGGCUGUUGGAAACAAGGCUAAAUUACAGAAACAAUUUGGCUUUUUGUUGGAGUACGUAGGGGAACUGGCUACCCACAAUCCUCCCCAGCUCACCACCAUCAACACACUCAUCCCGCAAAUCUAUUCUCUGUCCCAGCUCUUUCCUGAAGCGGCGUGUCGAGUGAUGCAGUCGCUGAUUGGUGAUGCCGCUCACAGUAUGGAGGAGAAUGUAGAGGUCAAAGGUCGUGCUGCAUUCCCAGGCUUGGAUAUGCUCAUCUAUCUAAGGAUUGCCACUCUGCUGUUUCCCGCAUCUGAUUUCCGUCAUCCAGUGACAACUCCAGUCUUCCUCUACAUCAGCCAGACUCUUACUAAGUGUGCAGUCGUGUCUCUGGAGAGUGUGUGUGCAGGUCUUAUUCUGUGCUGUCUAGCGGUGGAGUGCGUUUCUCUCUCCAAGCGAUUUGUCCCUGAACUUAUUAACUAUCUGCUAGGACUUCUGCACCUCGCAGUCCCCACACACACCAGCACAGAGUACCAUGUGGUUCACCCAUUCAGGCUGCAGGGGAAGAGCAGUGAGCUGCUGCGUGUGUGUGAUCCACAGUCUGCUAACAGCUGGACCAGGAAAAACAUCUCGCUGUCAUCAGCUCACAAAGUUACAGCUACUACAGAAACUGAGAAAGAUCACUUCAAGUUGUCUGUGCUUUAUGCUUGCUUGGAUUUGGUAAAGAGAUGCACAGCGCUUUAUCAACAGCUUCCUGCCUACCAGCACAUCUUCCAGCCAAUCAGAAUCCUCCUGGCUAAACAUCUGCCAGUUUCAGAUUACCCAUCAGCCCUACAGGAGCUGCGCAAAGAAAUCUUGGAGGUCAUUCCUGAGAGACCUUCCGAGCAUGCACCUUUGGUGUUCGAUAAGAAGAAGCCCAUCCCCCUCAAACUGCUGCAGCCCAAAGUGGUGGAAGUGUUGGACUACGGAAAGAAACGCGGGAACACAAAAGAGGAGAAGGAGAGAGAGCGACUGAAGCAUAAGUAUAAGAAAGAGUUUAAAGGUGCUCUGAGGGAGAUCAGGAAAGACACGCGCUUCCUCGCUCACACCAAACUGUCCGACACUCUGCGCAGAGAUGCGGAGAGAAAGAGGAAGGUGAAGGAGCUGUUUGGUAGUUUGGCCACUCAGGAGGGUGAGUGGAAAGCACUAAAGAAGAGAAAAAGGAAGUGAUUUCACGAUGCAAAACCCACUUGUGAUGUAAAAAAAAACGAGUACAUUAAAGCUGAAACUGUGUACAGUUCUGUGUUUGAGAAGACAACGAAGUCAUGAUGGAGCAAUGCAUACUUUUUAUUCUGUCCAGUUUGUACAUUGGUAUUUUGUUAUACGAGCACCUAUUAAACUCGUACAGUAACUCAGA
Molecule: messenger RNA, 2915 nt
Organism: Silurus meridionalis
Lineage: Eukaryota; Metazoa; Chordata; Actinopteri; Siluriformes; Siluridae
Gene: nop14
Product: NOP14 nucleolar protein homolog (yeast)
Exons: 19
Coding region: 164-2728 (854 amino acids)
Biological process (GO): maturation of SSU-rRNA
Cellular component (GO): Noc4p-Nop14p complex; small-subunit processome; nucleolus
Source: RefSeq, a predicted model, not a curated record